Molecule: messenger RNA, 411 nt
Organism: Penicillium waksmanii
Lineage: Eukaryota; Fungi; Ascomycota; Eurotiomycetes; Eurotiales; Aspergillaceae
Exons: 2
Coding region: 1-411 (136 amino acids)
Source: RefSeq, a predicted model, not a curated record
AUGCCAGAGAAAAGAGAGGAAAGUGACAGUGAGAUCCUCGAGGUCCUAUCCAGUUACGGAGACCUGAAUAUUGAAGAGACGGAUGACGAUUCUACUUCCACAGAAGGUGACAUGUCGGAAACCAGCGAGGAUCGCAGAUUUGUGGCAUCAGAGAGCGAUGAUGCCACAUAUUCCGACGAAGAGUCGCUAGGAUCCAGUUUUCCCUACAUACACCCCCUCAUGGAUGGUCAGGAGACAUCGAGCACUGUCGGCAAAAAGAUACCGAUUAGCGCCAUUGCCUCUCGCUUGAUCUCGGAAGAUGGAAUUUCAGUGGUACAGUAUUUGGUCUUGUGGCAAUCGUGGGAGCGCGAGAUGCCGCAUGAGUAUAAUGUGAGCGAGGAUCUGUCUUCUUCGCCAAGGUCAUGUAUCUAA